AUGAAACUGAGAAUUGAAGGGUAUUUGUUUCAGGAUAUGUUUGCCGGGGGUACUGACACUAGCUUCACAGUCCUAAGCUGGAUAAUGACAGAGCUCUUAAGGCACCCAACUGUGAUGCAGAAGCUACAAGGUGAGAUAAGGAAUGUGGUUAGUGGCAGAACUCGCGUGACUGAGGAAGAUUUAAGCAGCAUGCAUUACUUGAAGGCAGUGAUCAAAGAAACUUUUAGAUUACACCCCCCUGGACCCUUGUUGAUUCCAAGGGAAUCCAGGGAAGAUGUGAAAGUGAUGGGUUAUUACGUUGCAAAGGGCACAAAAUUAGUUGUUAAUGUUUGGGCAAUUGGACGAGAUCCUUCUUAUUGGGAGCAACCUCUGGAGUUCAAACCAGAGAGAUUCUUAAAUAGUUCAAUAGAUGUGAGAGGACAUGAUUUUGAACUGAUACCAUUUGGAGCAGGAAGGAGGGGCUGUCCAGGAAUAACGUUUGCCAUGAUUGAGAUUGAGCUGGUCCUAGCAAACCUUCUACACCAAUUUGAUUGGGAAGUGCCUAGUGGAGUAAUGGGGGAUCAGACACUGAACAUCACUGAAAUUUUUGGGUUGUCCACGCAUAGAAAAUACCCUCUCAUGACAAUUGCAUCCCAUCGUGCAUAA
This is a messenger RNA of Sphenostylis stenocarpa, 645 nucleotides long. The record is from the annotation of a GenBank genome assembly. Lineage: Eukaryota; Viridiplantae; Streptophyta; Magnoliopsida; Fabales; Fabaceae.